UAAUCUAAUAUUCUCUCUCUCUACAAACCUCAGCAUCCCUCCCGUCUCUCCUCUCUUCUCCCGCUCGCCCAGCGCCGUAGCUCUCUCUCGCCGGAGCAACCCUCGCCGCCGUCGCCGGACCUCUCUCAGUCUCUGACUUCCGCAUUUCCUUCAGAAAACAGUAUAAUUGCCCAAGUAAUUGUUGCUUUUCUCUAGUAUCUCUAGUGCAGAACGAGCACUAUUGAGAGUUACGUAGAAAUGAGGCAAGAAGAAGUGGAUCGAUGCCAGAUCCAAGAGUGGUACCCUAGAUUCAAGUUGGCCUCUAUCAAAACUCAUAUUCAUCUGCUUCCGGAGUCCUUUGUCCAGUACCUUCUUGGUGACUCCGGGCAAUUUAUUCUACCCACUUCCGUCACAGGUGAAGAUGCCCUUACCAACAGGGUUCAUAAUCCUGUGGAUGAAGUUGACCUUGCGGUUCCAGAAGGAUCUGGAGAUGAAUCCGAGGAAUUUCCACCUCCUUCUUUUCCUGAACUCGAGUUGGAGAUCAAAGAAUCAAUCAAAUCGCUGGGGGGUGCCAUUUUUCCUAAGCUAAACUGGAGCUCGCCAAAAGAUGCUGCUUGGAUUAGCAGCAGCGGGAACCUUUGGUGCACGUCUCUCGGUGAGAUUGCCCUCCUGCUACGUGCAGCCGAUUCAUCAACCCACGAUCUCUGUCACACAUAUGAUUCUUGCAGUGACAAGACCUCAUCGAGGCCGCAGAGCUUUUUCCUUGCUCUACGGGAGUGGCGACCAGCACUUACCAGCACUUCGACCUGAGAUGGAAUUCCGUUGCUUCGUUAGGAAUAAGCUCCUGGUUGGGAUCUGUCAACGUGAGGUUACCACGUUUUACCCGGUCCUCAUCGAGAAGAAGGACCAUCUUAAGGUUUUGAUCGAGGAUUUCUUUGAAAGAAGGCCAUUAAGGAGUCGUCUGCUGGGUUGAGCAUUAGUGCUCAAACAUUGAGUGCUUACAUUUAAGAGGUUCCCGCUAUUGCAAUCGGAGAAUAUGGAGAUGCGGUAUUGGGGCAUUUUUCAGUUCUAUGGUGGUACUUGGGGCCAUGUUAACAUUCAUUGCUUUAGCUUGGUAUGACAUUCGAUGACAUAGGUUAAGGAUUAUGAUGCUGCGCUAGUCUUGGAACUGGAUUCUAUGGAAAAAUUUGCGCUUCAGUGUCUGGCCUUCCGUCAGGUAUCAGAUAAUGCAGAUAUGUACACAUCCCUGUUACAUUGAAUGUUCUGCUAAUUUUCCCCUCUGGUAGUACUAGACCCGAGCAUAUGAUUAUCAUGGUAAAGGCAUACAUUGGUUACCCAUGUGGAACUACGGCAUUGCUGCAGCAAGAAAUGCUCCCCUGCAAUGGUUAUUUUUUCCAACAAGGUCACUUGUAAGUACAUACCCAUUUAGAUGCUGAUAAAAAGAAUUUCUUCUUUCUGCA
Messenger RNA from Syzygium oleosum, 1439 nucleotides. RefSeq lists its product as uncharacterized. The record is from RefSeq and is a predicted model, not a curated record. Lineage: Eukaryota; Viridiplantae; Streptophyta; Magnoliopsida; Myrtales; Myrtaceae. The transcript is spliced from 3 exons. Gene Ontology annotation, cellular component: cytoplasm. Bases 238 to 789 code for a protein of 183 amino acids.